This is a messenger RNA of Zingiber officinale, 1632 nucleotides long. RefSeq lists its product as uncharacterized. The record is from RefSeq and is a predicted model, not a curated record. Lineage: Eukaryota; Viridiplantae; Streptophyta; Magnoliopsida; Zingiberales; Zingiberaceae. The transcript is spliced from 2 exons. The coding region runs from base 106 to 1197 and encodes 363 amino acids.
AAGAACGCGAACAUCUAAUUCGUCCUGCGAAUCUCCGUUUGUCGAUCAAAACCCUACCUUUCUUCUCGAUCCGAUCGCGAUCCGCUUCGGAGGCCGGAGGAGCGCAUGGCUCUCCGAUUGGCAGCCUGCUUCGGGCUCGCCGCAUCGGAGUCACCGUCGACGGGCGCCGGGCCAAGUUCUACGACUUCGAUCUACGAGACCCGUCGCGGCCCGGCCGCCCUCACAUGGUCCCGCGCCGCCUUUGGUCUCGCCCUCCGCGCCGAAAUUCGCCUCUCCGAUGACGAGCACUUUACGUUUUCCAUACGGCCGUCGCUCUUGUGGGGGCGGAGGGGAUCGCGGCGGUUUCGCGUCAGGGACCGCCGCCGCGUUGAUUUCGCGUGGGAUCUCUCGCGGGCGGUUUUCUCGUCGGGCCGAUCGGUCCGCCCCGAGCCCGCCGGUGGGUUCUUCGUCGCUGUCGCGGUCGAUGGCGUGAUGCUCCUCGUCGCCGGCGACCUCGUCGAGGAGGCGUACAGGAAAACGCGAGCUCGGCGGCCAAAAGCCCCCUUUUUGCUUCCGCCUCUGGCCGCGCGUCGGGAGCUGGCAGCGGUAGAGGACCUUGUCGGCAGGGGCACGUACCACACAGUGGCGCUGUGUGGACGCCGGGAGCGGGAGAUCUCGAUCGACUUGGGUGCCAAGGAAGCCGGACGGGAUUCUAGGAUGUCGGUGGCCGUCGACGGCGAGCAAGUUUUCCACGUCCGCUGCCUCCAAUGGAAGUUCCGAGGGAGUGAGAGGCUGGAGAUCGAGGGCGGCACUCGGAUGCAAGUCUCCUGGGACCUCCACGACUGGUUAUUCAAGAGCAAGGCCUCCCCCAGCAGCGACGCCGCGGCGGCGAGGGUGUGCGGCGUGUUCUUGUUCCGAUUCGAGGAUGACGUGUCGCCGAACAGCUCGGUCAAAGAUCUCCCCUUUGAUGAGGAUUCAAGGAACGGAAUCCACAAAGUUCCCGCCUUCGAGGAGACCGAGACCAGCACUGGCUAUGGCGGAGCAGAUAGAGCGGCAACUCCUCCUCGUUGGCGUCAGCAUAGGAGUCGGAGCUCGUCGUCGGCCUCUUCUGCAUCCACGGCGAGCAGCUCGACGGUGACGGGGUGGUCGAGUCUCGAGGAGCUGGAAUUGCAGAAGCCAGAAGGGUUCUCGUUGCUGGUGCACAUCUUCAAGAGCUAAGAAACAUAGUAUCAUGAGGCUGAAUUCGAAUAGAGGUGGAUGCAAAGGUAUGGGUGCAAUGGAGGGUUAAAUCCAAUGGCAUGUCGUGGAACUCUUGUGUGUACUCUCCAGCAAUGGCUACACCACCACCUCCUCGUCGCUCAAUCUCCGGUGCCUGCAUCGAUAUGGUGGUAAAUGGUGAAUACUCUCAUUUCUAAUUUUCUCAUUAAUUUAUCAAAGGAUCAACACGGAUAAAAUAAAUCAGAACAGUUACUCACCUUUGGAAAAUGGAAGGUUUUUACGCCUCCAUUUAUGGUUGUGGAGUAAAAGCAAUCCAUUUGGCUUCCUCCUUUUCCAUUUAUUUGUUUAUUUUUGUUUUUUUAUUAAUUUCCAAAUUUGUUUUCAUUUUCCUUUCAAACUCGAUUGAAUUCUUAAACUAAAACUAUAUUUGAUCUA